Messenger RNA from Odobenus rosmarus divergens (Pacific walrus), 900 nucleotides. RefSeq names its product solute carrier family 25, member 45 (gene SLC25A45). Gene Ontology annotation, biological process: transmembrane transport. The record is from RefSeq and is a predicted model, not a curated record. NCBI's taxonomy places the organism in Eukaryota, Metazoa, Chordata, Mammalia, Carnivora, Odobenidae. The transcript is spliced from 6 exons. Gene Ontology annotation, cellular component: mitochondrion. The coding region runs from base 34 to 900 and encodes 288 amino acids. Gene Ontology annotation, molecular function: transmembrane transporter activity.
UCCGGAGCCACCGGUUCCCGCCCCCGCCAGACAAUGCCCGUGGAGGAGUUUGUGGCCGGCUGGAUCUCCGGAGCUCUGGGCUUGGUCCUCGGACACCCUUUUGACACUGUAAAGGUGCGGCUCCAGACCCAGACCACAUACCGGGGCAUCAUCGAUUGUAUGGUUAAGACUUACCGCCAUGAGUCGCUUCUGGGCUUUUUCAAGGGAAUGAGCUUCCCCAUUGCGAGCAUAGCUGUGGUCAACUCCGUCCUGUUCGGGGUCUACAGCAACACGCUGCUGGCACUCACAGCGACCUCCCACCAGGAGCGGUGGGCCCAGCCACCCAGCUACACGCAUGUCUUCAUAGCUGGCUGCACUGGAGGGUUCGUGCAGGUCUACUGCUUGGCCCCUUUUGACCUCAUCAAAGUUCGGCUACAAAACCAGACGGAGCCGAGGGCGCGGCCGGGCAGCCCCCCGCCCCGGUACCGGGGGCCUGUGCACUGCGCAGUCUCCAUCUGCCAGGAGGAGGGGCCCCGGGGUCUCUUCCGGGGAGCCUGGGCCCUGACGCUGAGGGACACCCCCACGCUGGGCAUCUAUUUUGUCACCUAUGAGUGGCUCUGCCGCCAGUCCACACCGGACGGCCAGAACCCCAGCUUAGCCACAGUGCUGGUGGCAGGGGGCUUCGCAGGCAUCGUCUCCUGGGCCGUGGCCACCCCCUUGGACGUGAUCAAGUCCCGGAUGCAGAUGGCCGGGCUGAAGCACAGGGUGUACCGGGGGGUGCUGGACUGCAUGGCAAGCAGUGUCCGGCAGGAAGGACUGGGGGUCUUCUUCCGGGGGCUUACGAUCAACAGCGCCCGCGCCUUUCCUGUCAACGCUAUCACCUUCCUCAGCUACGAGUACCUCCUGCGCUGGUGGGGAUGA